Messenger RNA from Spizellomyces punctatus DAOM BR117, 4375 nucleotides. RefSeq names its product AGC/DMPK/GEK protein kinase. Gene Ontology annotation, molecular function: ATP binding; protein serine/threonine kinase activity. Gene Ontology annotation, cellular component: cytoplasm; cytoskeleton. The transcript has 19 exons. NCBI's taxonomy places the organism in Eukaryota, Fungi, Chytridiomycota, Chytridiomycetes, Spizellomycetales, Spizellomycetaceae. The coding region runs from base 72 to 4244 and encodes 1390 amino acids. The record is from RefSeq and is a predicted model, not a curated record. Gene Ontology annotation, biological process: actomyosin structure organization; peptidyl-threonine phosphorylation.
AGUUUCACCGGCCCUUUUGACCUGUAUAAGCUAUACGAAUAUUGGAGAGGGGUUCAAGACGGCCAACAGACAUGGCUUCAGCAGAGUUUGCUUCCCACGUCAGGCCUCGGCUGGACCAGAUAUCGCAGGUCCUAUCCAAUGAACUCGCAGCUCCGUCACUUUCCCUCGAGGCCUUGCUGGACUUUUUCCUUGCAGUCUAUACCGACUGCAAAACAGCAGCUAGCAGUCAAACUGGGCACAUGGCUGCUUUUGUUCACAAAUAUGAGAAGCUAAUGACGAGACUACAAGCGCUACGAAUAAACACCGCUGAUUUUGAUAUUGUGAAAACGCUGGCCACAGGCGCUGUUGGAAGGGUUUGUCUGGUGAAGUAUAAGCCAACAAGAAAGGUUUAUGCCAUGAAGAUACUGAAGAAGACAGACUUGCUGACCCGUCAAGAAGCAGGUUUUUUCAUGGAAGAGCGUGAUGCUUUGGUGUUUGCAAAGGCAUCGGAGUGGAUUACAACAUUAUAUGCGGCUUUUCAAGAUGAGGAAAAUCUGUACCUUGUCAUGGAGUAUGCAUCGGGAGGAAGCUUGCGAUCUCUACUGAAUAAUCGCGAAGAAGUAAUGCGGGAAGAGGAUGCUCGCUUUUAUAUUGCGCAAAUUCUUCUCGCCUUGGAUGAGCUGCAUAAGCACAACUUCAUACACCGUGAUGUCAAACCGGAAAACUGCCUUAUCGACCGAUCCGGUCACCUCAAACUCGCCGAUUUCGGCUCAUGCAUUCGAAUGGACGAUGCUAAAGCAGUAACAUCACAUCAAACAGUCGGAACACCAGACUAUAUAUCACCCGAAAUUCUCCGCGCACACGAAGGAAAUUCAACAUAUGGAAGAGAAUGUGACUGGUGGUCAUUAGGUAUCAUACUGUAUGAGCUCCUAUAUGAUGAAGUACCGUUCUAUUCCGAAUCGUUGAUGGAAACAUACGGCAAGAUUAUGGAUCACGAGAAACAUUUUGCGUUCCCUGAAGAUAGCGACGUUUCAGAAGAAGCAUUAGACUUGAUGAGAAGGUUGAUUUGCAAGAAGGAAACUCGGUUAGGACGUCAAGGAAGUCAGGAGAUCCAAGGACAUCCGUGGUUUAAAGGAUUUGACUGGAGCGCGGUCCGAAACAUGACGCCACCGUUUAUCCCCGAGCUAAGUGGGCCUGAUGAUACGAGGUACUUUGAGGACGAGGAAGAUGAGAGCAAGAAAGUGACAAAGAAAACCCUGGUGAAAACGAAGGAGUUCACUGGUCAGCAUCUUCCAUUCGUGGGGUACACGUACGUCCAGGAUGCUAUCCCAGCCAUUUCAUGGCAAGUAUCACUCCAUACCGGCCAUGAAGGGCAUUUGGCGGCAAUGGGCAAGCGAAGUUCUUCGCGAUCACUCUCCGGAGGUGAUGCCGAUGCUCUUCGACAGCAAAUCCAUGAUCUUACAGUAGCAAAGCAAACUUCCGAAGAUGAAAUAAAAGCUCUUCGUCAACAGCUGGCCGGGUCACUGUCGAAGCAAUCCGACCUUCAAAACUUGGUCACGGCGCUCGAAAAGAAAAAAGAGAUGGCGGACGCAACUUUGGAACAGCUGCGAUCAACGCGAGAUGGACAUGCGCGGGAGCGGGAGGACUUGCAGAGGUCUUUGGAUCGUUUAAAGCACUCCCUGGAUAGCGAGAAAAAUGACAAAGCAGAGUUGCAGAGCGCUCGAGAUGCCAAUUUGCGCAUGGAGAGAGAGCUUGAAAACUUGCGUGCUCAGAUCAAACAGGCCAACGAGGAGAUUAGGCAACAGUCUGCUGCUGCGGCUGAUAUUACAAAGAGCAAGGCUUGCUUAGAAGUGGAAGUGGACAGAUUAUUGAGGAAGCUGGAAGAGGAGCGGAAUGCACGAGACGCCGCAAUGACACGAGCGAACACUGCUGAAGCUAAUCUUAUCAUAUCCAUGGAAAAGCUUGCAGAUGCUGAGACCCAGAGGUUAGGUGCUGAGCUUAAGCGAGAGUUAGCAGCUCGGUCAGAUGCCGAAAAGAAGACGGCUGUUUUGGAAGACCAAAUAACGGCGCUCUGUAAAGAACUGGAGACAAGCAAAGCAGAACUGCAAAAGCAGAUAAGAUCCGCACAGCACGCCAUAAACUACGAAAGCUUGUACUUUGAGGCUCAGUCGUCUAUUGAAGAGCUACAUAAGCAGUUGACUGAGGCAAAGUCAUCGCACAAAACUUUUGCCGAUCGAAACGGCCACUUGAAGGAGGACCUCGACCGUUUAAAAGUAACUCUAGAGGAAGCUAAUCGUGCACUGGAAAGGGAAUGUUCGCGCUAUAACGAAUGCAAGGUUGACUACGAGGCACUCGAGCAGCGCUACGCAACCGAACAGCAAUAUCGGAAAACGUUGGAAGCAGAGAAUGCAGCUCUCCAAAGUGCUGUGAAACUGGCGGAGGAGAAAAUGAAUUCGGAAGCCUUGCGCAUAGACGAGUUGGAGCAAUCAUACGCAGAGACUCAGAGGGGCAAGGACGAGAUGGAGACACAAUGCAGUUUGUUAGAGACCAAAAUCCGCAAUCUCAUUGAACGAAUACACGAGCUGGAACAAACAUGCUCAGCGCUGCAUCAUCAGUUGGAAAUGGGAGACGACAGUGCUACACGGAUGUCGGACAGUGCAAGAUCUGACCACAAAAUGACAAGAUCACCAGAAAAGCAUCAGGCAAGGUCAAAGAGUGGCUGGCGGAACAUGCUUUUCCGGACAAACAGCCAGCCCUUGAAGACUGACCAUUCCCGGUCAAACUCCCAAUCCCCACUCUCGCCCGAAAGGGAAGAUGAUAGUACCAAGAUAUUGGAGUAUGGUCUUAGUCGUCGACUCAGCACUACAUCUUCAAGCUUUUCAUUAAAAUCCGGUCAGACCAAGGCUUCUGAUGUAGUUCCGGUAGAGUUUAAUCCAAAGGAGGGCUUGAAGGGUUGGCUGAAAGUACCAAAAGGUGGAAAGGUUAAGAAAGGUUGGAAGCAACGAUACGCGGUUGUGCGCGACUUUAAGAUAUAUAUGUACGACCGGGAUAAAGAUGUGGGGAGCAUCGAAGGAAGUCUCGUCGUCGAUAUAAGAUCCGACAUUUUCAUCGCCAAGGUGGUAGCGCAAAAUGAGCUCAUCCACGCCAACAGCAAGGACAUUGAUUGCAUCCUCAAAGUUCAUGCGGUCAACCAAGAUCAAAUCGGCCAGAUAAGCACACGAGCCACUAGUUCUAUAACCAAUGAAAGCGGCACUGAGCAGAAUGAUACAGUCGCUGUUCAACGAAAGAUCAGCAAGCUAGAUGGAGAAAUAGCACUUGAAGAGAAAAUGUUACAAGCUGCUGAAAAGAUGUGGAGCUUAUCAAGUGAAUUGAACAGAACGACAUUAACAAAUCAAAUUGAGGCAUCCCAAAAUCGUCUUCGCGGAUUACGGCUCGAACAGGACCGGUACAGAUCGCUGCUCCCAUCUGAAGAUCCUUCUACGACGUCAACAUCAUUGGAACAAAGCAGUGAGAUAAUAGAAGAGGACAUUGGAUAUUAUCGCAAAAAACUGGAAACUCAGCUAGCUGAGGAGGAAAGGAAGCGAGAUGGUCUUAUCAAGGUCUCCAACGCUGUUGCGAGAUCAGCAAAUAAACCCCGAACGAGGUCUUCCACCCAAACUCCAGAGCAUGAAUUAGUGGUCGCUGAGCGGAAUGUUGCCAAAAUAAAAGAGGACUUGGAUGCCAUGAAUUCGAAUGAUCAGCAACGGAUAUUGGCGGUGAUUAGAAGAAUAAAAGAAGCCACGGAAAAGUCUGAGAGCUAUGGUCAUGCUUUUAGACUCAGGCAAUAUUACAAGCCUACAGACUGUGCGGUGUGCCACGAACCGCUAUGGGGUAAUAAAAACCAAGGCUUUGAAUGCACCGCUUGUAAGAUGAUCUGUCAUCGAUCGUGCAGAACUUUAAUCGACGUUACCUGCCAAGAAACACAAGCUUUGAAGACAGUGCCGCCUCUCUAUUUCAUGGCCCAGGAUCUGCAAGAUCGUGCUCGAUGGCUUGCAGGACUCGAGUAUUACAGGCGAGAAGCAGACCCUAGGCCUUCAACGAAUCCAACUCCCCUCUCUUUAAACACAUCAAAGUCACUCGCCUCGUUUACCAUACCAGAAUCCCCUUUUCAAUUAGAGUUCCCUUCAUCGAUAGGAAGUGGAAUAUUAACCUCACCUCCGAGCGAUCGUCGCUCCUUAGUGGACAGCAAGUCACGGAAUCCUGUCAACCCUCCCACUCCGCGAUGACGGAGACAAGGGAAGCCAGUGACGGGUCGUGGUGAUCUUUAUGUCGCUUUAUGAGCCUGCACCUACUGAUACGAUCUAGCGAUGCCAUUUAAAUUAGUGUGUUUCUUAAUAUGAUUUGACGAUAUAAAAUG